This is a messenger RNA of Maniola jurtina (meadow brown), 1366 nucleotides long. RefSeq lists its product as uncharacterized. Lineage: Eukaryota; Metazoa; Arthropoda; Insecta; Lepidoptera; Nymphalidae. Gene Ontology annotation, molecular function: metal ion binding; RNA endonuclease activity; nucleic acid binding. Gene Ontology annotation, biological process: apoptotic DNA fragmentation. The record is from RefSeq and is a predicted model, not a curated record. Gene Ontology annotation, cellular component: mitochondrial inner membrane; nucleus. Bases 24 to 1355 code for a protein of 443 amino acids. The transcript is spliced from 7 exons.
UUGAGGUACAGAAAUAACAAUCAAUGUUACGCCUCAUCGUAGUUACGUUGGCGGUGGCGGUGUCUGCCACUGCCCUUCCUUCUGCCCUGCCGGAUCCAGCAGGAAUGACCUUUAAGAGUGAUGACGAAUUUGAAGACUACUUAGACGCCUGGCUUGCGACUGAGCAACUCCAAUGGUUUAACCAAACAAUCUCUCCACGAAGUGGGUGCAGUUUAAGAGUAAACGGUGAUUUUGGUCAGCCACAGCCUGUGUACCUUCUUAGAGCAAGAAACACUUUCCUCACUCCUACUGGCAAUACUGGUCAAGUUCGACUUAAUGCUGGAGAGGAAGUCAUUGUCUCUUGCCCAGGACCGAACAGACAAAUUCGGCAUCCCAACAUUGUAACGAACGUUCAUACUGCUACCGCUCGAUGUGUUAGCAAUAACCUAGUGUCAGGUGUUGGGUGGUUGAGUGGAAAUCAAGCUUUCGGACAAAUUACUUGUAGUAGCCAUGCCACGUUCGAGACACAGCAAACUAAUCAAAGAUGCUUCAACAACAAUGUCGUUAUACGUUCUGGAUUUAUUGUCAACAACGUGUUCCAUGUCCAUUAUUGGUCCUGCUUUGACACCACCCGAAUGGAAGUCUUAUAUGUGUGGUACAAUCAAGAUGUAACAAAUGGAAUCCAUCAAACUGGGGUUGAUCGACCUAGCUGGUUAGCGGGUCCAUUUUUCCCUGGCGUAAAUAUUAACAACAUUUAUACCCAAAACAACCAAAGACAAGUUUUUGCCAAUCUAUUGGGUAGCGACAUGGUUAAUAGAUACUUAACAUCUACCCAGUUCUUGGCUCGUGGUCACCUGGCCGCUAAGACCGACUAUGUCUUUGCAACUGGACAACGCUCAACUUUCUUUUUCAUUAACGCUGCUCCACAAUGGCAACCUUUCAACGCAGGAAACUGGAUGAGACUUGAAAUAAAUCUUCGCCAACGCAUUGCUGCUGCAGGAUACAACACGGUUAUUUACACAGGCACAUUUGGCGUCACUCAAUUAAGAAACAGCGGUGGGCGAUUAAUUGAUAUAUUCUUGCAUUCCAACAAUCGUGUUCCUGUACCUGAAUACUUUUAUAAGGUGGUGUACGACGCAUCUCGCCGCCGCGGCACUGCGUUCAUUAGUAUCAACAAUCCGUACUACACUCUCGCCGAGGCUCGUCAGCGACAGUUCUGCACCGACAGGUGCCGCAACAACGCCGCUUUCAACUGGAUAAACUGGCAACCAGACCGCGUAGACAUCGGCUACAGCUUCUGUUGCUCUAUACCAGAUUUUAGAAGACGCAUUGCACAUGUUCCCAAUUUUAAUGUUGCUAACGGGCUCCUUUCAUAAAAUACUACAAU